AUGCCUCUCCCAUUCGGGGAGAUAUGCACAUUACUUUCGCGUCUCGAGGAAAUCGAGACAAGCGACCCUCCAGUCCUCCCGAAAGACAAGUAUCCCAGGACCAAGGAGAUCAUCGAGAGUUGGUUCAAGUCGCACCGACGACCGAUCAAUGAGCUCGAUGCCGAAGGGACGGCGGCCUUGCUUUCGACAUUGCUCCCAGAAUGGCGGACGGAUCGAGUACAUGGUAUCCAGACCGCGAACCUGUACCGUAUUCUGUGCCGAGCCAUGGAGCUGGGCAUAACUAGGAGACCCAUUCUGGAGCAGUACAAGCAACCCGGAAAGGGCGACAUUGGAUUAUGCUUGGAGCGGGUCAUGAGACUCGGAGGAGGACCGCCAGCCAAACCCGUUGUCAUGGUCGAGGAAGUUGACGACAUGCUGCAGAUGCUUGCGGGAGGUAGUCGACACUCAGGCCCUUCAAUACCUCGACUUCCACCAAGCUCUUCAGAACAACGGGACAAGACCAUCGGUAAUAUCCUUUUCAGAUGUGAACCAAAUGAAGGCAAGUGGCUUGCCCGACUCAUUCUCAAAGAUUUUUCUCCCGUCCGUAUUGAUGAGAAGCUUAUCCUCAAGAACCUCCACUUCCUUUUGGAGGACCUGCUCAAUUUUCAGCGAGACUUUCAUGCCGCAGCGACCCUUCUCAAGGGGGAAUUUCAAGACUACCCCUGUCGACCGGACCCAAUGUCCGAAAGGCUUCACAAACGGGGAGUAGCUGCUCGCAUGCGGCCGGUCGUUGGUAUCAAGGUCGGUCGGCCCAAGUUCGACAAAGCAAGAGAUGUCAAGUAUGUGCUUUCGACUCUCGCUGGAAAGGAGUGGGCUUUGGAGCGCAAGUACGAUGGCGAGUAUUGCGAGAUCCACGUCGAUCUCCAGAAAUCAACGGACCCAAAGCAAUGCAUCACGAUCUUCGCGAAGAGCGGCAAAGACUCGACUCAAGACAAGAAAGGCCUCCACGACACGCUGGUCAAGAGCCUGCGUUUGGGCCAGCCGGACUGUCGCUUCGAACGUCAAGCAAUCCUUCUCGGCGAGAUGGUCGUAUACUCCGACGAAGAUCGAGAAAUAAUGCCGUUUGAGAAGAUCCGAAAGCAUGUUACUCGAUCUGGUGUAUCCAUUGGCACCGAUGCCGACUCGCAACCUCAUGACCAUGAACAUCUUGCGAUCGUCUUCUUCGACUUGCUUCUCUUGGACGAUGAAGUAGUCAUGAACAGGCCUGUGAACGAGCGCCGCAAUUGGCUGCGUGAAACGUAUCUCAAGAUACCUGGACGUGCCAUUGGCGCGGAAUGGAGGACUGUCGAUUUCUCCGAUAUCGAAAGCGGCGAAGAGAAGUUGCUUCAGCAGUUUGCUGCCGCCAUCGCUCGUCGGACAGAAGGCCUGGUGCUGAAGCCUUUGAAUGUGCCCUACUUCUCCUUGGAAGGUGACGCUCCUGACAAGCGGUAUAUCAAGGUGAAGAAAGACUAUCUCAAAGGACUCGGUGAUGAAGCAGACUUCGCGGUCAUCGGCGCGAGUUACAAUGCUCAGCAGGCAGCAACCAGCGGCCUCAAGGCACAUGCGGUGAAAUGGACAACCUUUCAUCUUGGCUGCCUAACGAAUCAGGAAGAUGUGCGCAGAAACAACGCACGACCGGACUUUCAGUACGUUGGGUCAAUCGACCAGGAGAAAUGCAUACCAAGACCUAUUCUUGAAGCUGCCAACAACGAAGCCACGUUCCGAGCGAAGCCUUACGACCCUUCGAAGCAGCCGGAAUCGUUCGAUAUUCGAACAUUCCAAGUUGUCAAGAUGGACCAUGUAUUCAACGAACCACUCGUGUUCGAAGUCCUGGGAUCCGGUUUCGAGAAGCCAUCGAAUCGGAACUUCUUUAUGCUGCGCCAUCCUAGAGUCAAGAAGAUGCACGAAGACCGCAGCUGGAUUGAUUGCAUCACCUUUGAGCAGCUACAAGAACAGGGCGAGGUUAGCAGAGCAGCUCCUGAAGACUCAGAAUUUCAAGAGACUCGUAGAUGGAUCAAGAGGCUGGAAGAACUGCUACCUAAGCAUAGGAGAAAGGUGGAAAGGGAAAAGACUGCGUCGCCGAAAUCAAGGAAGACCAUUACUCCUCCUACGACCGGCCCAAGGCGACCCCGACAGCUGCAAAGUCCAAUGGAACCGCAACUCAAGCGAAUGGUCAAUGAAUUACCAACGCCAUUGCCGUCAUUUGGAGUGGAGAGGCUACCAAGCUCGCCAUCACAAAGACCACCGCUGUUCCAGCGCCAAAGCUCCAAAAGACAGCGCGAGGAUACUUCGAGACAUCUACCUCUUCCCAAGAAAGCUCGGAUUGAGUCAAAUGAGAAGACCCCCGACAGCAGCCGGUCUUCAGUCAUCUCGACCCCACUGGCGGAGCUGUCUACUAACAUUGACCCUCCAUCAGCCCGAGAAGCGUCCCGACAGACCCAGCGUUCACGAGCACUCUCAGAGCUGACACGAAAAGUAGCAGCAUUCAUCGGCCCCAGCCGGACUCCCUCAACACCCUCAAACAACGCCUCUCCCACCCCACCCUGCUCAGGCUCAAAAUGUCCCUUCGCUAGCGCUACGGUCUACCUGACUCCCUGCAUCUCCAAGACCCUCUACAUUACGGAGGACCUCCUCAGCAUGCACAACAUCCACGUGGUUACCUCUCUAUCCCAUUGGGACCGCGCCAGCUUCGCGCACUCUCCACUCCCCGCCACCGUCUCCGAAUCCCAAUCCCACCCGGGCAUGCGCAAAAUCGUCCUCGUGGAACGCAAACGCCGAGCGGCGGUUCGAGAUGUCGUGAAGAGGAUCCAGGGGUUGACCGGAGGAGCGUUCAGGGAGAGGGUGGAAGUCUGGGAUUGGAGAGUUUUGGAAGAAUGCAAGAAACACGACAGAGGCACUGAUAAAGUCAAUAGACAUUUCCUUGGGGCGACGGUUUGGGAUUCUAGAAGGGAGAGGCCGAUGUUUGUUAAGGAGUGCGAUUGGCUUUGA
Messenger RNA from Zasmidium cellare ATCC 36951, 3006 nucleotides. RefSeq lists its product as uncharacterized. The transcript has a single exon. Gene Ontology annotation, biological process: nucleotide-excision repair, DNA gap filling; DNA recombination; double-strand break repair via nonhomologous end joining. Gene Ontology annotation, cellular component: DNA ligase IV complex. The coding region runs from base 1 to 3006 and encodes 1001 amino acids. The record is from RefSeq and is a predicted model, not a curated record. Lineage: Eukaryota; Fungi; Ascomycota; Dothideomycetes; Mycosphaerellales; Mycosphaerellaceae. Gene Ontology annotation, molecular function: ATP binding; DNA ligase (ATP) activity; DNA binding.